AUAAUUUGUUUUUCAAUAAUUUAGCAUAUUAGAAAGUGGAGAUAAGGACUUGAGUCCAAGCAAAAGAACUGGCUUGCUUGUAGCGUCGGCAGAUGAAAAGUAUGAAUACCGUUAAUUUUUUAUUCGAAUAUCACAAACACACAGUAAGCAAAAAAAGAAAAAGAAAAGGAAGAGGAAGCGCCAUGUUAUGAGAUAGCGGUUAAAACAGUUGACCAAACCAUCUCUCCGCCACCAGCCACCGCUCGCCGCCCACCCACCCCACCCACACACCUGAGCUUGGCCUCCAAAUUCAAGCCUACUCGAACAAAUUUAAACCCACCAAAAAUCUUUUUCUUGGCAUCAGUGCCUAUAUCUCCGAUCCGAAUAUGGACAAUGCCGCCAACAACAUACAGGUUCGAGUGCACUCACGGCGGGGCGCCAACAUGAUCCACCCCGUUUCGCUAGAGUCUCCGUCGCCCGCCGCCGCCGCCGCCGUCGUCUACAGAGAAGUGAAGCAUUUCAAGAAAUGGUUCCCGUGGCUGAUACCUUUCUUCAUAGUAGCAAACACGGUGAUGUUUAUUAUCACAAUGUCUGUGAAUAAUUGCCCCAAGAAUUCCGUCUCUUGCGUUGCUGGGUUUUUGGGGAGGCUUUCGUUUCAGCCCUUUAAGGAAAAUCCUCUUCUUGGCCCUUCCUCUUCGGCGUUGGAGAAGAUGGGUGCUUUAGAUGUGGCUAAAGUCGUUCACCAACAUCAAGGAUGGAGGCUUAUCACCUGUAUGUGGUUACAUGGCGGGGUUUUUCACUUGCUCGCCAACAUGUUGAGUCUGUUAGUUAUUGGCAUCCGACUUGAGCGAGAAUUUGGAUUCGCGAAAAUAGGUUUGCUUUAUCUCAUUUCUGGAUUUGGUGGGAGUCUGUUAUCUGCUCUUUUCAUUCAAUCAAAUAUAUCCGUGGGUGCUUCUGGUGCACUCUUUGGAUUGUUGGGAGGAAUGCUGUCGGAGCUUAUUACUAAUUGGAGUAUAUACGCUAACAAGAUAGCAGCCUUGUCGACGCUUAUUGUGAUUAUUGUAAUCAACCUAGCAGUAGGAAUCCUCCCACACGUCGACAACUUUGCUCAUCUUGGAGGAUUUAUGUCCGGUUUCCUCCUAGGUUUCGUGUUUUUGAUUCGACCACAGUAUGGGUGGGUGAGCCAGAGAUAUGCUCCGGCUGGGUCAGUGACUUCAAGUACCCCGAGAUUCAAGCCGUACCAGUGCAUACUUUGGGUGCUUUCUUUGAUCUUUCUUAUUGUCGGGUUCACAGUGGGGUUGGUUUUGCUCCUCCGUGGAGAGGAUCUAAACGAUCACUGCUCUUGGUGCCAUUAUCUCAGCUGCGUUCCUACCUCCAGAUGGAGCUGCAACACGCAGCCUAUCUCGUGUCAGGCUGUGCAAACAGGGAACCAGUACACAUUAACAUGCUCAAACAGCAGCAAAAGCAGGACAUAUUCACUUGUUAAUCCCACAACCACACAGAUUCAAGGAUUGUGCACCCAACUCUGUCGAUAAAUUAGUUUAUGUGAAUGUAGUGCUACCUUUACUUUUAUACUUAUUCAAUGUUGUGAGCUUUAUAGUAGUUUCAUUCAUUCCUUCAACUCUUUUUGUGUCCUGUUAAAUAUAUAAUAUCAUUGUAUAUCAUUAAUCA
Molecule: messenger RNA, 1650 nt
Organism: Salvia miltiorrhiza (redroot sage)
Lineage: Eukaryota; Viridiplantae; Streptophyta; Magnoliopsida; Lamiales; Lamiaceae
Product: RHOMBOID-like protein 1
Exons: 6
Coding region: 366-1514 (382 amino acids)
Biological process (GO): proteolysis
Cellular component (GO): membrane
Molecular function (GO): serine-type endopeptidase activity
Source: RefSeq, a predicted model, not a curated record